ACCCCGUCAGAUGCGUCAGACGAGCCGCGGCUGUAGGAGAGACUGAAGAAGAGGGGGAUGGGGAGAAUUGUUUUUGUGUUGCAUUCCUGCAGUGUGUUUGACCUUUGACCUCGUUGUUGUGUUCUCCUCGUCUUGCAUUCCAAACUAAGGAUUUCCUGCAGUAUGCCAAAGGCUGCUGGGGCUCGUCUGUUCUUCGCCCAGUCUCUGUUUACCACUAUUUGACCAGCGAGACGAUACAAAAACUCUCUGGAACGCCGCCACUGCAAUAACGGAUCAUUUUUCGGGCGAGCAGUUUUACGGAAACGUGUCCGUGUUUGAGCUGAGCGACUACGCAAGUACUUGAGGCGAAAGGGAAUCAAAGACCCCGUUUGGUGUUGCAGAUAGCCUAGCACGCUAGCGGGCUUGCCGUAUAUUACGCACACGUUUCAUAUCCGCUGCAGAAAUCCGCACCCGCGCUACAACGCUGAGGAAAUGAAGGACAAACAGAAGAGAAAGAAAGAGCGCACGUGGGCAGAGGCAGCUCGUAUGGUUCUGGAGAACUUUUCUGAUGCCCCAAUGACACCCAAACAGAUUCUGCAUGUCAUCCAAACAAAGGGGCUCAAAGAAAUGAGAAGCGGCACAGCUCCACUGGCCUGCCUGGUCACCAUGCUCCACUCUCAGGUCAGAGGUGACCGAGUGAAGAACAGUAUUUUCUUCAAGCUUCCUGGAAGGAUGAGUUUGUUUACCCUAAAGAAAAAUGCACUUCAGUGGACAAAGAGCCCAACUGCAAAUGAGUCUGGAGAUGGGACUGGCACUCCAACAGCAUCCACCACAUCAACAGUUGAAGGAGCAGAGCAGGAGAGUUGUGACUCCACAGAGACAGCUGCUGCUAGUGGUGAAAAUGAUGCCUCUGUGGAUGAGACUUCCUCCAGUGCCUCUUGCUCCACAGAACCACAGACAAGGCUCAGUCGCUCCUCACAGUCAGGGAGACAGAGGAAGAAAGCUGUGAUGAUGCCCCGUGUAGUGCUCACUCCUCUCAAGGUCAACGGUGAACACGUCCCAUCAGGAGCAGCGGGGAGGCGCAGGGAAGGCUCUAGGGGGGGUCCAGGCCCCACUCUCCGUACCCGCUCCGAGCUGGGCUGGAAACGCACCCAGCACUUCAAGAGCGUACGUGGUCUUCGUUCAGGUCCAAUGAAAAGGAAUCGAGGGGGUGUUGAAGUGGAUUUUGAGACUCCAGGCUCCAUACUAGUUAACACCAACAUUCGUGCUCUAAUCAACACACGCACCUUUGCUGCUUUUCCUCCUCACUCCCAGCAGCAACUGCUCCAGCUUUUACCAGAGGUGGACAGACAGGUUGGCCCCGAUGGCCUUGCUCGGCUAAGCAGCUCGGCCCUCAAUAAUGAAUUCUUCACUCAUGCUUCCCAGAGCUGGAAAGAGCGACUAGCUGAGGGUGAGUUCACACAUGAGAUGCAGGUUCGCUUUAGGCAAGAGAUGGAAAAGGAGAAGAAAGUAGAAGCAUGGAAAGAGAAAUUCUUUGAGGAGUACCAUGGUCAAAGGUCUGGGUUGACGAGAGAAGAGGCAUUAAAGCUCACAAUGAGUGAUGCUGGAGAUGUUGCCGGUGCAGUUCUUGACUCUGACUCUGCUACAGUGGCUACACCCAAGAGGCGAAGUGUUGGAAGAAGACGAAGGGAAGGCCGUAUCAGACGGCGUUCACGGGCUGACCUCAGGCGCAGGGCUCGGCGCACACUUUGCAAAACUACAACAGCAGCUGUACCUUCAGCAGAGACGACAGAGAGCACUGCAACUCCAGAUGUUGAACCAUCAGUUGCAUCACCAGUCCCAGAAGCAACAGCAGUUCAGGGAGAGGUGGUCCUUCAAACAGACUUCGGACUGGAAGCUCCAGAAGAAAACCUUUCUGCAGAGGCAAUCCCCUCCCCUGCUCCUGUACCCACACCUCCUCCAGCUUCUACAAGCUCAACCUGCGAUGAACCAGAAGUCUCCACUGACCUGUUGCCUGAAGUACCUGAACCAGCUGUUGUAUCCACCUCCUCUCCUUCCUCAUCCUCCUCUUCAACAUCAUCAUCAUCAUCAUCGCCCUCUUCUUCUCCCUCCUCGGCCUCAGAAAGACAGACUUUUGCUGCAAGCUCAGAUUCCUCUUCUUCCUCUUCCUCCUCCACUGCUGCUGUUGCCACUGACCCGCUGGAUGAUGGGGCUUCGGUCAUUACCACUGGUACAGCAGGCACUGGUGCAAGCAGCCGGGAGAGCAGCCCUGCAGCCAGUCCUGCCACAGCAAGUCCAGCAAUUCAGCUCAAGGAGCAUAAGAGAAGACCAGAUGAGUCCCAGGCCUUCACCAGCUUUCCCGAGAAAAGGGCGCGGAUGGAUGAGCGUCAGUCCUUUCGUAACACAGUUGACUGUGUGCACUCAGAAAAGCCACAACCUACAACAGAGGAGCCCAAGGUCCCGCCAAUCCGGAUACAGCUCUCCCGGAUCAAACCGCCCUGGGUCAAAGGGCCGCCAACGUACCAAAUCUGUCCCCGCAUCGUCCCCCCCAGCGAAGGGUCGCGGCGCUCUGGGACAGGGGCGCGCACCCUGGCGGACAUCAAGGCCCGUGCCCAGCAAGCCCGUGCCCAGCGGGAAGCCGCUGCUGCUGUUGCAGCCUCUGGGGAUGGGGGAGGGCCUGGGGGGAGCGGCCCGGGGGGUGGUCUUGGGAUACCGGAUCGCUCCAGCGGGAGGCGUUCAAGAGAGCACCCAGGUCCAGUUGAACCAGGAGGAGGAGGAGGCAGACGAGCAAGAGUUGAUUUGGAGGAGCAGGAAUCGCCUGCGAGCUCUCAUUCGUCUGGAGCACAACUACAGCUAUCCAGUGUAGAUUCAACAGACAGGCCUCAAACCUCCACCCCACUGACCGAACCAUCUCCUUCCUCUGUGUCUUCAAACCCAUCUCUACCACCAUCAGAGUCUCCGAAAACACUUACACUAUCACCUACUGCAACCGACAGCCCUGCUUCUCAGGAUCAGGUGGAAGAGAUUUGUGGAGUGGAAGAGGUGACUGCCUGCCCAAGUGAUGAAGCCUCAGAGCAGACCUUAGACACCCCAGUGCCUACACCAAGUGAACCGGAGUCUUUUUGCAGUCACCAAGAGAUGAGAGGUGAGGAGGCAGAGUCCAAUGAGAGCAGAACAAAUACUCCUGUUUGCACCUCCGCAUCAAAUGAUGCUGUUUCGUUAGUGCCCACCUCUAUACCAGACUCGGUGCCCAGAUUUGGUGCCCAGGGUGUGGAUGUCAUCAGGACUUUGGCAGCUUCUUCUCAACCCUGGGAAGGUGACAAGAAUGGUGUUGAGCAUCACCCAGGGACAACUGGAGUUAUCCAGCAUGGCUCAGACUUGAAAAUAUCCAAAGAGACACUUAUUACAGUCCGAAAUGGAUGGGUAGAAAGUAGUGAAGAGCAUUCAAUGAGAGAGGGGAUGCUCCAAGUUCAUAAGAAUGGAGGAGAUGAUGAUGAUGAUGAUGAUGGCAAAUAUGAAUCAGCCUCUUUGCCUUGUCUACAAAGUAAUGGUGGCGAAGACGACACUGGAGCACACAGUGAUUCUACAGAAACAGCAUCUGAUUUUGAAAAUGAAGCUCAAGAUGAUGAAACGGUGGACUGGCAUGGAACCCAGAUGAAUAGUAAUGGCAUGCAAGCUCAGAAUACAAAGUCACAGAAUCAACCUGUCAUUCAGAACUCAAGUCGACUCACUUCAUCGAUGGUGAAUACUCCUCAACACCAGCAACCAGUCAUACAGGCCCAUAUAUCUAACCCCAACCAUACUCAAACUGUCAUUCAGGCUCGUUUCCCUAAUGGUGUGUCAAACCAGCCUGUUAUUCAUUCCCACAAGCAGCAUCCAAUUCAUUCCCAAGCUAUAAACCAUGCUCAGGACCAGAUUACCACUGCACCCUCACAAGCUCAAAUGCAAGCUUACCUGACACAGACCGAGAGGGACCAAAGUAGAAAUCUACGGCUGAAUGAUAAUAGCAAUGGUGUGAAGCUGUUUGUUUCAACAGAGGAUGACACCAAACCUCUCAGCAGAGGGCCUGGAGAAGAUUUUGUUUUAAAAAAUUCUGCAGUUCCUUCCAUUGGCAGAAGAGUCCAAGGUUCAUCUCGACCAGUUUCCUCUGUAGAGGCAAACAACCCUCUUGUCACCCAACUUCUUCAAGGCAGUCUACCCUUAGAGAAGGUCUUGCCACAGCCUCACUUGGUCAGCAAGCUGGAAAUUAAUCGACUUCCAGGUGCCCCUGCAGGUAACUCAGCCAGUCGUCAACCUCCGAGAAAUCUGGGACCACGUUUUAGAGGCCCGUCUGAUGCAGGAGGAUCUAUAGAAACUGGUGGCUCUGACUUCCAGCACAAAGCCCCAUCCACCCGAGUGUCUCCUGGACCUGGUCGGAACUUUGGUACUUCACCACCAGGUUCUAUUCCAUCUCGAAUGGCAUGCUUGUUUGAGGAAGCUAGCCCAAGAUCGGCAAAUGUUCAGUUCACUUCUCAACAACCAGGAGGUGCAAUGCCCUCAGGAGCAGUGCCUGUCAUAACAUCCCUCCCUUCAAACUCCUCUGCUAGAACCUCAAUUGAUGUAAACUCUCAGAAUGCUCCAGUUUAUGAAUCAGCUGUCAUUAAGGAGCACCCUGGACCUCUUCCUCCAAGGGGUGAAACUCCAGAGAGGCCAGCUGGCUUUCAACAGCAUCCUAACCACCUCUCCCAGUCUGUGUGCAGAACCGCACCUGAUGCUCCCUCACCUCCCAAUGGCGACCUUUGUCCGUCGGAGGUUGUACCUACCAUUAAGAUUAACUGGCGCCCAAGCAAGCCCCAACCACCUCAGCAUCAGACCUAUCAACAACCGCUCUCUCCUGUAGGUACAGUAAAAAAUGAAGUCUUGCCACGCCCUUCAUGCCAACAAGCUCUGACCAAAAACUCACCUGCUCCAAACGGUGGCAAUACUUCUGUUGUAAUAACCAAAAAGGAGUCUCUGGACAAUUUUCAUGGAGGUGGUGGAGCUAUGGAAGGACUGAUAAAUAUGGAAAUGUCUCUUGUUAGAAUGGCCAAGAAGGAACAAGUCAAAAAUCCAUAUACCCGCCAAGUAGAGACCUCCGCUUCUCCAAUCUCCUCAUCCCCUUCCUCAUCUGCCUCCAGUCUCCCAUACCAGCUAUAUGGCAAACUACCAAAACUACAGCAGAGUGGGGGCAACGGUGGGUGUUCAUCCAGCUUUAGUUAUACAGCUAAUGUUUCCGUGGUGGACAGUAGCGGGUUCUCCCGCAGUUUAGCCGAUGGUGUGCUGCAGCUAAGGCCACGUGUGAGCGUCGGCAACAGUGGAGGAUCGGGUGCUACCCUUAGCAUUCAGGCAUUUGCGGACAGUGCUGCAGAAGAAGUGGCUCUCAAGUGUUCCUGCCGUCUUAAGGCUAUGAUCAUGUGCCAAGGCUGUGGCGCUUUCUGCCAUGACGAUUGCAUUGGCCCCUCAAAACUGUGUGUGUCAUGUCUGGUUGUCAGAUAGUUUGUUGCAGUUCUUUCAAACUGAGCCGUUAAAUCAGAGCAAAUGCUUUGACCACUCCAGACAAUUCUAGCCCUUAGCCUGUGACUGGAACCCACCGGAAGUCUUGGACUCUUGUGAGCAAAGAAUGAGGCUGAACACUGCAGUGUUUAAAUGGGUCAGAUUAUUAUUAUAAUUUUUUUUUUUUUUUCUUUUUUUUUUUUUGAUGGGCCAGGCAAUACAGUAGGGCUGGAAGAAUACUUGUAAGAUAAAAUUCAGUCUGUAUUUUUGUUGCAUAUUUUUUUCUAUUGCUGUUAUGAUGGUGUUAUUAUUAAUAUUAUUAUUAUUAUGAUUAUAAUAAUAAUGAUAUUGUUGUUAUUAUUAUUAUUGGUAUUAUUGCGUGAAUUUACAUGGCACGGUUGAUUGUAAAUUGUGCCUUUUUUUUUCCCCCAACAAAACAUUUACCUCAUCUGCUUGACACCAGUCAUCAGUUCAGUGUGAAAAUGGUGGCAUUCCUGGUUGUUUUCUUCUCUUGAUGCUUUUCUGUGAAGAGAGCUUUAGGAGAAUUUUGUGUGUAAUGUCUUGCAAAGAAAUAUUUUUUUAAUCAUUAAACAAGAAAAUACAUUUUUGUUAUUUUGUAAGUGCUUUAACUCUCUUCUUUUUUGUUUCCAUUUUUAUUUUCUUAUUCAAAGUGAAGUCCAGUCUGUACUUGGCGGUUAAGCACAGUAUUCAAAUCUAAUAAAGCUGAAAGUGAGCGUA
Carassius gibelio (silver crucian carp) is the source of this 6228-nucleotide messenger RNA. RefSeq names its product polycomb group protein ASXL1. Gene Ontology annotation, molecular function: peroxisome proliferator activated receptor binding; chromatin binding; DNA binding. NCBI's taxonomy places the organism in Eukaryota, Metazoa, Chordata, Actinopteri, Cypriniformes, Cyprinidae. The record is from RefSeq and is a predicted model, not a curated record. Bases 472 to 5493 code for a protein of 1673 amino acids. The transcript is spliced from 13 exons. Gene Ontology annotation, biological process: positive regulation of transcription by RNA polymerase II; animal organ morphogenesis. Gene Ontology annotation, cellular component: PR-DUB complex.